AUGCUGGUAAAAAUUGAGGAUUCCGACGAGACAGUCAUAAAAGACUACCAAACCCUGUCGGACGUGGAGUACGACGAGGGAAGCAGCAACCACGUGAUAUUCCAAGCGGAACCGAAACAGUCGCGAUGGAACCACAUCGUCGAUCUCGACUCGUUCUUCACGCGAGCCUACAGCUACCACCAGAACCACGGCUUCCUCUGCAUGCUGCUGCAGGAGAUAUUCGAGCUGAACCAGUUCGCGUUCAUAGUCGCGCUGUCGGCGUAUCUGGCCCACGGGGUCAACUACGAGAAGCUGUUCCAUAGGGGUGCCACGAAGACCACGAUGAACGAGGUUAUAUUGCCGCUGAGCGAAUGCAUCGGGAACUUUAUUUGGAUCACGUGGAUUCUCCUGUUGAUCGCCAUGGCGGUUUUCGCUCUCAAGUUCAUAAGGGGUGUCUACCAAAUCAUACAGUUCUGGGAUAUAAAGCAGUUCUACAACAUAGCGCUCGGUAUAAGGGACAAGGAGGUGGAUACCAUAACGUGGAAUGAAGUUCAGGCUAGAAUCAAAGUUGCGCAGUUGCAACACCGGAUGUGCGUAGACAAACGAGAGUUAACCGAGUUGGAUAUCUACCACAGGAUACUGCGGCAGAAAAAUUACAUCAUAGCUCUGGCUAAUAAGAGAUUAUUGCCGCCUAGAAUCGAUAUACCCUUGGUCGGUGAGGAAGUAUAUUGGACGAAAACUCUAUGCUACAACAUGCAAUGGUUGCUUUUUUGGUCACCUUGGUCGCCUUUCGAAAACCGUUUCAACUUGAGGGAGGAGUACAAACAAGUCAGUUUGAGGCAGGAGUUGGCAACGCAGCUAGGCCGUCACGUGCUCUAUUUGGCCUUCGUUAAUCUCAUAUUCGCCCCGCUCAUUCUACUCUGGCAAAUUUUAUACGCCUUCUUCUACUACGCGGAUUUGUUCCGGCGCGAUCCCGCCAAAGUCGGAUUGAGAAAUUGGUCUCUGUACGCUCUACUGUAUCUACGACAUUUCAACGAGUUGGAUCACGAGGUCGCCGAUAGACUCACCAAAGCCCACAAGGCCGCCACAAGAUACGUAGCUGCGUUCAGUUCCCCGUUAACGACUCUUAUAGCGAGCCACGUCAGUUUUAUAUCGGGCUCUAUAAUGGCGGUUUUCAUCGCUCUAACGUUGUACGAUGAGGAUGUUUUAAGUGUUGAGCAUGUUAUUACACUGAUUUCGGGUCUGGGGGUCAUAGUGGCCAUAUGUAGGGCCAUGCAGCCCGACGAGAACGCGUCUUGGAAUACGGAGUCUUUACUAAGCGCUGUCGUCUUGCACACGCAUUAUUUACCGGCGGAUUGGCAGGGCCACGCUCACACGAAGAGAAUCAGAAAGAAGUUCGAGCAGUUGUUUCAGUAUCGCGUUGUGGGUUUGGUGGAAGAGUUGUUGUCCCCGAUCGUGACGCCGUAUAUACUGUGGCGGUGCAUAUACCCCAAAUCCUUGGAUAUCAUAGAUUUUUUCCGCAACUUCACCGUGACGGUUGUAGGGGUUGGCGAUGUGUGCAGCUUCGCUCAAAUGGACAUAAAGCGGCACGGCCACCCCGACUGGCACAACGAGCAGGAAGCCUCCGACGCGAACCAGUACUCGCAGGCCGAGGACGGUAAAGUGGAGCUCUCGCUGGUGCACUUCAAGAUGACCAAUCCCAUGUGGGUGCCGCCGCUGAGCGCCAUGGAGUUCGUGAGCGACGUGGAGCAGUACAACGUGUCCAACAGCAUGCUCAACUUCCCCGCGGGGAAGAGUGCGCCCAUGCAGAGGGAGUCGCGCCGCCUGGUGCGGCUCAGCGACAGCGUUUUGUCCCCGAGCGGGUUCACCAAUCAACAGUUACGAUACACUAUCUACGAUUCGGUGGGGCAGAGCGUCAUGUACUUGCACGGCGUCAACAAGAAUAAGUCCUCGGUGGCCGAUGAGGAUACGGAGCAGCAAGAUUGA
This is a messenger RNA of Brassicogethes aeneus, 1965 nucleotides long. NCBI's taxonomy places the organism in Eukaryota, Metazoa, Arthropoda, Insecta, Coleoptera, Nitidulidae. The record is from the annotation of a GenBank genome assembly.